GCGACGCACAUGUCGAGGUGAAAGUGCAAGGCUGCCAUUUUUUCGAAGAAAUCUUCCUGAUUAGUUAGACGAGCAAAGAGAAACUGUGAGUUUCAGCGUCACUUUUCGGCAGUUUAGUUUCACCUGUCGGCGCACUGAGGACAUACUGUGCAGCGAUAUCAUACAGGCUCUGUGUAUUUGAACUCUGGUCGAGGCUCAGGCUUCGCUCGGGGCUGCACAGGUCUGCAGAUGGCUGCUUAGCUCGGCGGGCUAACGUUAGCUGUGGCUGUAAACAAACACUACAAACUGUCGAGAAACAGCUGCUGGUGAAAAAUCACACGCUCCGCAGCCUUUCUUGAACAGUUCUGGUCAAAACCUCAGCCAGAUUGGAGCUCAGUCGCUUUAGAGCGGGUCGGGGGGUCUAUCGGGCCACAGGGGAAACACACACACAGCGGCAUGUCGUCCUUCUCGGAGUCGGCCCUGGAGAAGAAGCUGUCGGAGCUGAGCAGCUCGCAGCAGAGCGUCCAGACCCUGUCUCUGUGGAUCAUCCACCACCGCAAACACUCGGCCCUCAUCGUCAAAGUGUGGCACAGAGAGCUAAAGAAAGCUAAAAGCAACAGAAAGCUGACGUUCCUGUAUCUGGCCAAUGAUGUCAUCCAGAACAGCAAGAAGAAAGGACCAGAGUUCACCAAAGACUUUGAGUCCGUCCUUGUCGAUGCCUGCUCCCAUGUUGCCAGUGAAGCAGAUGAGAGCUGUAAAAAGCACAUGGAGAGACUGCUGAACAUCUGGAAGGAGAGGAACCUCUACAGAGGCGACUUCAUUCAACAGCUCAAACUGGCAAUAGAAGACACUAACAGUCCCAGGCCUUCAGAAGAGAAGAAAGCUGUAAAACGAAGCUAUCAGAAGAUACAGGAAGAUGAAGAUGAUGAGGACAACGACUACAGAAGCCACAACUCCCCUCACAACACAGAUGCCGCUGCAACUCAGUUGACAGAGGAGCUGGUGAAGGCCCUGCAGGACCUGGAGAAUGCUGCAUCAGGCGACGCAGCUGUUCGUCAGAAGAUCGCCUCACUGCCGCAGGAAGUGCAAGACGUUUCCCUGCUGGAGAAGAUCACUGACAAAGAGGCAGCAGACAAGCUGUCGAAGACAGUGGAUGAAGCCUGUUUGCUGCUGGCAGAGUACAAUGGUCGACUGGCUGCAGAGCUGGAGGACCGGAGGCAGCUGGCUCGCAUGCUGACUGAAUACAUCAGCAGCCAGAAGGAGGCGCUGAUGGAGAGAGAGAAGAAACUAGAGGAAUAUAAGCAGAAACUGGCGAGGGUGACCCAGGUGAGGAAAGAGCUCAAGUCCCACAUCCAGAGUCUCCCUGACCUCUCCCUCCUGCCCAACGUGACUGGGGGUCUGGCCCCGCUCCCCUCAGCUGGAGACCUCUUCUCCACCGACUGAGGGGGUCCUUGCCUGGACGAACUACCCCGACACUCCUCCACACCCAAACCCAGCCCCAUGUUUGAUUCACAAGAAUACUCCCAGCUGUUGUCUCCAGCCAGAGGACACAUGUGGUCAAACCUCUCUCAGCAGAGUAGCCAGCCCACCUGCUAACUCCAAACCUGCAGGACGAGAGGGAGGAAGGGACAUUAGAAGGAAGGUUUGGUGAAAUCGUAACGCUCUGCAGAGGAGAACAGAGACUCUGUCAGCCUGGAUCUUUCCUGUUCUCACUCAAUCAACAAGGAUUCCACUCCACCAGCUUGGAACGAGUUUGUGUCCUGUUUGUUUUAAUUUUUUUAAAUGCUGGAAAUGUCACGGAGGAGGGGAGGGGUGAAGAAGCAAAGCAUCGACAGACAUAAAUGCUGGUUGUCAGGGCGUGUCAAUCAAAGUGUCUUUCUGUGUGGUAUAUUUUGGAUCAGUGAGCAAAGGUGGGCCGUUUGCUCUCCCAGUUCUCAGAGGUUGUGACUACACUGUGAAGAGGAUGUACCAUUCAUUAGUUUUAUUUUUAUUUUUGGCUUUCAGUUGGUGGCUUUUUAUUGACACAUAGUCUGAUAGGUGGUUUUGAUGAGUGUGUACAAUUAGAGAAGAUUUCAAAUUGGGUUAAGUGUAUGUCAGAUUUUGAAUGUUACAUGAAUGCUCAUGGCCGACAGCUGUUACACAGCACACUCAUUUCAGUAACGCUGCAUAGAGUCUGAAUGAAUAGGAUUUGUAAGACAUUUGUCAUCCUGACAGUUUAAAGUCAGUAGAUGCGCUUUGGUUUUUGUGAUGUUUUUUUUUUCUCAUUCACAGACUAAAACUGAGCAAUUCAAAGUAUUUGUUUUCACACUUUAAUUUGGACAAAUGCUUGAAAUGUGAUGCGGCUAAUUAUGUUCAUAUGUGUGUACUAGGCAAGGUUUGUGUUUUACCAAAAAAAAAAAAAAAAAAAAAAUCCUAGAGAUUGGAGAAACAAUUCAAAGUUUGCUUUCUAAGAAACUGCCUGGUUUUUAUUUGUAGGAAAACUGAAAUGCUAAAAUUCAAAAAGACAGUAUCUUUUGAAAGGGAAAAAUGGUGAGAAAGAACUAAAGAAAAGUGUUUUAGUUUUAGCGUAUGUAGGGUUGGCAGAUAUGGAAAGAAAGAAAUAUCACCAUAACUAGGUCAGAACAGGAAAUCUCUUUGAUCUUGUUGUAUAUCACAAGAUCUGCUUUGGUAUUGAAAGUCUAAUCUAUUCCACUUUAUCUCACAUAUCUAAUUCAAUACAUCAGAUAUGUGAGAUAAACUGAGACUGUCAUCCUCAGCUCCAAGUAUUUAAGAAAAUAGUUUAUGAUGAUUCAUUCACAUUAUUACAUUCACCCAGUAUGAUUAAAAUGCUUAACGAUGAUUGAUACAUUAAAUAUUUUACUAAAAAGUAGAAGCAUCAGACUCACCUCUAGAGUCUUUUAUUAAAAUUGAUAAAGGCUAAGGCAAAGGAUGACUUAUUCCCAGUGAAAUAUUUAGAAGUUUGUGAGGGCUCUCCAAGCUGUUCUCUGUCAAGGCCAGAACUAUAGGUAUCAUUUGUUUGGCUCAUAUUUGAUUUUCAGUUGUCUGUAUACAGAAAAUACAGGGAAAAAAUCAUUUAUGGAGAAGUUUUAUGAUAAAUUGUGCGAUAUGUUUACCAAGACUCAUUUUGUUUAAGCUUUCAGAAGCAAAUCACAGCUUCUGCUGUUGGUGGGAUGAGUGUUUUCAUAAGUUAAAUAAGAUUACAGUAACUGUAAUUUAACUGCUGACGCAACAAGCUUGGGGUUGAGAUGCUGCGACAAAUCCUUUUCAGUAAACUCUCUGAUUGAUUGGUGUCUCCUCACUGUCCUGAACCACAAAAUGUUUCAAACAGCAGGUGAAACUGUGACUCACAGCAGCUUUCCAGUGUUUGUUAAACCAAAUGUGUAAAUGUCAUCACUGGAGUCAUUGUGGGGCCCAAAACAAAUAAUUAGCCUUUAAAAUGACAUUAAUGUUAAACAAACUUUGGAUGUUGAAUAUUAAAGUGGAUGAAUUUUGACCCAUUAUUUGUUUAAAGAUAAUUACAAAAACUGUUCAAUACAACAACUGUACGCCAGGAGGGAUUUCAGCAACAUUUUGACCCAGGUGUGCUUCACUGUUGAUAUUAGUUAGAAAUUUUCUUACCUACUUGCUGUGUGGUAUGUGUUUCUCUCCGCAGAAUCAUACUGUACUACCAGGACUCCACCAGUAAGAGUAGUGUUUUUCUGUAAUGAAAGUGAUUCAGUGGAUGCCAAUAAACUGGAACCAUUUGAAAUAUUA
Lates calcarifer (barramundi perch) is the source of this 3732-nucleotide messenger RNA. RefSeq names its product regulation of nuclear pre-mRNA domain containing 1B (gene rprd1b). Gene Ontology annotation, biological process: mRNA 3'-end processing. Gene Ontology annotation, cellular component: RNA polymerase II, holoenzyme. NCBI's taxonomy places the organism in Eukaryota, Metazoa, Chordata, Actinopteri, Centropomidae. Gene Ontology annotation, molecular function: RNA polymerase II complex binding. Bases 436 to 1422 code for a protein of 328 amino acids. The record is from RefSeq and is a predicted model, not a curated record. The transcript is spliced from 8 exons.